Closterium sp. Naga37s-1 is the source of this 3254-nucleotide messenger RNA. Lineage: Eukaryota; Viridiplantae; Streptophyta; Zygnematophyceae; Desmidiales; Closteriaceae. The record is from the annotation of a GenBank genome assembly.
UCUCUGUGUUUCACGUGUUAAUAACUUUGUGGAUCGUGAUCGGUGUGGGCGUGUGCGUGUGGCGGUUCGUGGCGAGGCAGUACCAGUGGCACGGGGAGCGGCGGGGGGAGCUUAGACAAUGGUGUUCUCAGCGAGCCAUAAUGCUGGAGCAGCAACUGCUAGCGCACACAGGACAGACGCAGACGCUGGCAGGCCUGGUUUCAUCCCUGGGUCGUAUGGCUGAGGACGGCCAAUGGGCGCUGGACACGUGUCUCUCUGAGAGGCGCUGGCUGGCGUAUCUCAGCCAAACCAGGUCCACCCGGCCUGAAGGCGCUGGGGCCUUUGCGUGUCUUUAUGUCACGCACGCACACAGGAACGCCUUUGAGCGGCGGAACAACGCCUCCAUCACCGAUGCGUUCACGGCCCUGCCACGCGCGCCUGCUCCUCUUUACUGCCCCAAGGUCCUGGACGUAGACAGUGCGUCAGGGGCCGCUCUCCUCUCAGACGCCCUCCAGGCCUUCCCCUCGGAGCUUGCUCUUGUGCGUGCCUCAGCCAAGGAGUCGUUCACGCUGCCCUACGCCACCACUGCCACAAGCACUGCUGGCCUGGGGGUGGUGUUUCCAGUGCUGUGGCGGCCUCCUUCCUUAUCCCCCUCGCAGCAGCAGCAGCAGCAGCAGCAGCAGCAGCAGCAGCAGCAGCAGCAGCAGCAGCAGCAGCAGCAGCAGCAGCAGGCACAGGCAGCAGUGGUGGGAGCAUUGACCACCACCAUCAACCUAACUGCCGUCGUUCAGAGCGUGCUCUCAGAGAUCUUCUCGUCUUCCACCCCAUCUGCACGCUCUGACCGUUCAUUUGAGCUCUACGACACGACAGACCCCUCCUCUCCGCUCUUGCUCGCCGGCCCCACGCCACUGCUCUUCCAGCCGCAGCCGGGCCAGCCAGUCGCCCCUCUGCUGCCGCUGCCCCCUCGGUGCUGCGCGUUGGCAGCAGUCGUGGAUGCCAGUGUGCCGCAGCAGCUGGUGGGAGAUCAGCUGCGCCUCGCCCAAGCGCUCUCUCAAGUCAUGGACUAUGCCUUGUCGUUCACGCCGCAAGGGGGCUACGUGCUGGUUCGGGUGGCUGUGGCAGAUGUUGACGUGGCCUUGACUCAGCUGGCUCAGUGGAACGUGUCCUAUGCAGCAGUUAGCAGCGCGAGGGUGACUACACUGAUAGACUCAGACGGUGUGACUGUAAAAGGGGAUGCUGACACAGCAGCAGCGGCGGAUUGUGUUGCUGGUAGUGCUGGGCUGUGCAAUGAAGAGCAGAAACUUUGUCCACCUAUGCCCGCACGCAAUAGCCUCAAUACGCAAAAACGGCCAGGAUAUUGCAGCAGCAGUAGUGUAUGUGACUGUAGAGGAGUAGGACUGUGCAGCCUUCGUGGUCCCUGGAUUAGUGGUAACUGUACAGGCGACAUGCGUGGUAACCGUACUAAGGGUGGUAGUACUAACCAUACAGUCAACGUGGAUGGUGACUGUGACUACACAGGGGGGAGGAAAGCAGCAGCAGGGGGGAUGAUGCAUCUGGUGGUGACGUGUGAGCAUAGCGGGUGUGACAACAGUGAGACCAUGAAUGGAUUCAUGUUCCGAUUUGAGGAGAUGCGUAGCCUACAGGAGGGAGCUGAGGAAGCUGCUGCUAAGCUCAGCCUCGUGUUGGCUAAGCAACUGGUCGACCCUGUUACAGGGACAACUUUCACCCUCGCCAUACCAAUUCUAUCAGCCCCACCAAGAAUGCCCCAGACAAGCCUUCCUUCAACAGCCCUCCACCAGAUCAACCUGUUUCAUUCAAACCUGCCUCUUUCAAAAGCCGUGUUUCCUGCUGCCGCUCCUGCUGCUGCUGUGGCUGAAGCUGGCUUGGUGGCUGUGAAAAUGCAUGGUCAUGUGGAGUGUAGCAAUGCAGCGCGGGUGGUUGUGGGGGGGAACCAUGGGACCAUGAUGGGCAGCCACAUGGGGGGGCACUUCUCGGACCUCUCUGGAGUGUUGGUGGUGGUGGCGGAUGGCCAGCCGGAGAGAGCAAAGGUAGGUAACUUGCACACUGGCAGGUGGGUGUCUCCUCACCUCAGCACCCCCACUCUCCCCCGCACCCACCGGCUGAGAGUGGGGGUGCUGAGGAGCAUCUGUGGAACAUCGGUGCUGCUGGUGAAUGAUGAACAGGCAGCAGCUUCCAUCAUAGCUGGUUUCCAGGCUUGCCACCAGCGGUCUUCCCGUUCUCACUCCCACCAGUACUUAGCUAAGUUGUCUGGGAAGCAGCUGGUGGUGGUACGGCCUCUCUUCUCCCACCACCUGCUCUCUGCCAUUCAGACCAUACUCCUUCACCAACACCGCCUGCACCACCAACCUUCUUCCCACCUUGCGGCAUCUCAGCCAGCAGCCAGAGCUGCUACUGCCAACGCCACUGCCUCUGUUGCUGCCCGUGCAGCUGCUACUGCUACUGCCACUGCCCCUGCAGCUGCCCUUGGCCCUGCUGCUGCCAUGACAUCACCAAGAACACCAGCUGCAGCAGUCACUCUGACUACAACCUCUGCUGCUACGGCUGUGCCUGCUGCUAUCCCCGCUGAUGCUUCCAGUGGUGCUGGCCUUGGCAGUUCCAGUACCAACAGCAGAAAGAGGGUUUCUUUCAUCGAUGGGGAGAGUCGAGGUGGAGGGCCGGCAAGGAGAGGGGCAGCAGUAGAGGGAGCAACCACAGGAGUAGGAGGGGUGGCAGCAGCAGCAGCAGGAGGAGGGGGAGAAGGGAAGAGUCUGCUAGCUGGGCUGAGAAUCAUGGUGGUGGACGAUGCGGCGGUGAAUCUGCUGGUGGCGCGCCGCACUCUCACUCGCAGCGGCGCCAGCGUCGUCACCGCAGGCAGCGGAGAGGAGGCUGUAAGGCAAGCCCAGCAGGCUCUACACGGGGGUGCCCUGCCGAUGGACAUGGCCGGGCAUGUUGAUGUGGUGCUCAUGGACCUGCAGAUGCCCCUCAUGGACGGGUUCGCAGCCACAGAGGCCAUACGAGCACACGAGCAAGCCCUGCUUCUUCAUCCCACAUCCCCACCAGAAGCAACGCCCAGAGAAGCAACAGAAGCCACACAAUUAGGCACGCACGCGUCAGUCACCCCCACCAUCCCUCGACUACUCAUAGUGGCACUCACAGCAGACGUGGAUGGUGAAAUCACUCUGCGCUGCCUUGCAAGUGGCUUUGAUGGCAUUCUGCAGAAGCCUGUCGACCCGAAGCAGCUGUUGCAGCUGCUUUUGAGAAUCUCCAAAAACUGA